AUGCCGUCCGCAGUCCUCCGCAACGUCGCCGACAUCCCCACCAUCGCCCGCCUCUACGCAGCAGGCCGCCUCUCACCACCCGCCGCAGCCCCAGCCCUGCGCAACCCCUCCGCGGCACUCAACCGCCGCAUCAGCCUCCUCCGCGCAGACAUCACCACCCUGCCCGUCGACGCCAUCGUCAACGCCGCCAAGAACUCCCUCCGCGGCGGCGGCGGCGUCGACGGCGCAAUCCACUCCGCCGCCGGCCGCGCCCUCGUCGCCGAGUGCCUCGCCAUGUACCCCGACGGCUGCGACACCGGCGACGCCGUCAUCACCGCCGGCCACAAGCUCCCCGCCAAGCACGUCAUCCACACCGUCGGCCCCGUCUACCAGAGCCAAGCCGCCAGCGAGCCCCUGCUCAAGAGCUGCUACGAGUCCUGCCUCGACGUCGCCGUCGAAAACGGCUGCGCUACCAUUGCCUUCAGCGGCGUCAGCACUGGUAUCUACGGCUAUCCCAGCGAGAAGGCGGCUCACGUGGCCUGCAGAACCGUCAGGGACUUUCUCGAGGAGGGGGACGACGAGGGCAAGAUUGAGCGUGUCAUCUUUGUUACGUUUCUGGACAAGGAUGUGAAUGCCUACAAUGCCGUGUUACCCCUAUAUUUCCCCCCCGAUGAAAGUGAGAUGAAUCAGCCAAGUCAGCCUAGUAGCAACUAA
Molecule: messenger RNA, 693 nt
Organism: Trichoderma virens Gv29-8
Lineage: Eukaryota; Fungi; Ascomycota; Sordariomycetes; Hypocreales; Hypocreaceae
Exons: 2
Coding region: 1-693 (230 amino acids)
Source: RefSeq, a predicted model, not a curated record